Molecule: messenger RNA, 832 nt
Organism: Salvia hispanica
Lineage: Eukaryota; Viridiplantae; Streptophyta; Magnoliopsida; Lamiales; Lamiaceae
Product: disease resistance protein RPH8A-like
Source: RefSeq, a predicted model, not a curated record
UAUACCUUACUAGUAUUUAGAAGUUGUACAUCGAUACAACAUGGUCGUAUGAAAUAUAUACACACUUCCUAGAUAAUUUUGCAGGUAGAGAGAGAAGAUGACUCGAGUUCGGAAACUGGACAUUGAACAUAUGGAGAAAAACUCCGAUGUCAAAAAGAUGAUGGCGACCUUAUCCGAUCUGGAGAAUCUCGAUUUCCUCAUCUUAAGAGGGUUUCGUUUCAGAAGCAUGCCUUCGCUGGAUGGGUUCGGCAUCCUGCACAAUCUCACAAGGCUCAAAUUGGAAGGCCUCCUCACCAGGUUACCCGAUGCCAAUAGUUUCCCUCCAAAUAUUUCUAAUCUCACCCUGUUCAACACGUGUCUCGACGAAGACCCCAUGCCCGUGCUCGAGAAGCUUCCCAACCUAGUCCACCUCAAACUGCGGAAUGCAUACACUGGUCUGGAGAUGGUGAUCUCGCCCGAGGGUUUACAGGUGCUCAAGUUCUUCUACAUCGGAGAGUUGUGGCAUCUCAGAGAUAUCAAAGUUGGGGAAGGUGCGAUGCCGAUGCUCAAGGUACUGGAAAUCAGCCAUUGCCCGUAUUUGGAGAAGCUUCCGAAAGAGGUGUUUACUAAGCUGUCGGAGUUGAGGAUGUUGACUUCCAAAAGCAUAGCCACAAAGGUACACAGAGAUGAGAAGGUCACAAUCUCCAAAUUACGCCAUGUGGAUAUCAAACCAUAGAAUUGAAGACAUUGUGUUUUUCUGUCUUGCCAUUUCAAUGUACUCGUCGUUACUGUUGUUUUCCUGCUUUCGAGUCGAAAAUAAAUGCUAAUUUGAUCCGGUAUCGUUUCAUUCCUA